UUGCCGUCUGUGGGUGUUCUGGACGGAUGCGUGUUCUGCUUGCGGCCCUUCAUAUUGUUCUUUUCUGGGAAUUUGAGUGACGCUCCGUCGCAAUUUGGUUGCAGAAGUGAAGCGCUUUCGUUCGUUACCUGGCCAUCGGCAGGUGGCGUUCAGAUUUGUGGGACUACCAAUCGUCCGGGUCAACGUUACCAGAAUAGCGGACGCCGGAGAGGAACCACCCGGCCGUUAUCGGGAGCAGGUGCUUCUCCCUGGCUUGAAGUCAGGUAUCCGUGUGGUGACAACACUGGUGAAGGCUAUUGUUACCAAUGGGGCUAGAGUCCAGCAAGAAUGAGAGCUCUGGUGCUGCAAUGGAAGCAGCGUCUGAAGAGGAGAGUAAGGACAAGUAUCAACCACCAAAUCUGGCUGAGUACAGUGAUCACUACUACUCAACCAAUGCACCUCAUCCAGACCUGGUUAGAGCAUGUGAAGAUGACGAUGGGGAACAAGUACGACAAGCCGUGAACAGCGGCACUGCAACCGAACCUGUGAUUAGACCGGAUCUCAUGGAAGAAGUGCCAGAGUCAUACUUUCAAAAUGUCCAUCGCUCUCAUAGAAUUCCUAUGACCAUCAUGACUCUUCUGAUUCUGGCAGCUUGCUACUAUGGCAGCAUUCAUUGUGUCCAGUUUUUACUCUGGUGUGAUCCGUCGCUGUUGCACGGCAAAGUUAUGUUCAAUCGCCUUAGUCAGCCACGAGCGUUCUGCAACCCAGCAUCACUUCUACAUGUCUGCGCGUUCCGUGGACAUAAAGCACUGUGUGAGCUGCUGAUAAAAAAUGGUGUCGACGUUAAUGUCCAAGAUGAGUUUGGUAGGACACCACUCCACUUUGCAGCAUCCGGAGGUCAUGUGGGCGUACUAGAAUGGCUGUUGAAUGCUGGAUAUCCAUUGGAAGCGAAAGAUUCGCGUCGUCACACACUAUUACACUGUGCAGCAUUGGGUGGACAUGUUUCCGUAGCAGAAUAUCUUCUUAAUUCUGGACAUUCGCUGGAUCCAAAGGAUAAUGUAAGUCAGGAUAUCCCAGGUGCAUCCUUCUGGGCGGACUUUGUGCUGAAUGACUGA
Molecule: messenger RNA, 1094 nt
Organism: Sycon ciliatum
Lineage: Eukaryota; Metazoa; Porifera; Calcarea; Leucosolenida; Sycettidae
Product: serine/threonine-protein phosphatase 6 regulatory ankyrin repeat subunit C-like
Exons: 8
Coding region: 306-1094 (262 amino acids)
Cellular component (GO): cytoplasm; nucleus
Molecular function (GO): protein binding
Source: RefSeq, a predicted model, not a curated record